This is a messenger RNA of Alternaria rosae, 1017 nucleotides long. RefSeq lists its product as uncharacterized. The transcript is spliced from 2 exons. The record is from RefSeq and is a predicted model, not a curated record. The coding region runs from base 189 to 926 and encodes 245 amino acids. Lineage: Eukaryota; Fungi; Ascomycota; Dothideomycetes; Pleosporales; Pleosporaceae.
CCGACCUAAACAGUCCAACAACCCGGUUGCCUUGCCGCACGCGCGCAUGUAGCCACGAAAGGCCACCUUUCAGCCCCUCGGUCUUCUGCUAACACACAAUUUCGCCCUGUCCUUUCCCCCACAACAUACACACAAGUCCCCGAAUUCGCCAAACCUCGUACCAACUCGCGCAAAAGACGCAGAAAAGGAUGGAGAAACUCAAGGAAGCCGAGACAGUUGCAGCGCAACGCCUGCGCAAAACAUUCAAGUACCCGUCCGAAUCCGACGAUGAAGAUACCGUAGAAGCGGGUAUGGAUGAACAAGACCGCGCAGCCCUCCUCCAGACCCUCAGCACACACGACACAUCCACGACGCACACAUAUACGCUCUUCCUCCUUGCGCUACCCUUACUCCCCACACUCCUUUACAUCCCGCGGCUCUUCGCCCUGUCCACCCUCCCGACCAGUCUAGUCGCUAUCGCGAGUCUGCUAGCAACAGCGUAUACGUUGUAUUUCCUGCCGCUACCGCCGACGCAAAUGGAGCCAAUCGACGGCGUAGAUGUCACGCCCUCAACACUCCAACAACCAUCGAAAGGGAAAGGGCAGGCUAAGAAACUAGUAGGUGGAUAUGGAAUCUACAACAAGACACCCGCGUGGGAACAACCAACUGAAAAGAGUGUAAGGCGGCCUGUACCUUACAUCUCGGAAAAGGCGGCGGAUAAGAUAGCGGACUCUGUUGUGCCUGUCAACAGGGCCGUAUGUGGGCUAUUGGCGUUGUAUGAGGUCUGGCAGGCGCGUGGCUGGGGUGAAGGGCUCAUGGUGGGAGGCGGCUUUUUGCCGGGUGUAAUAUGCAUGAUCAUCCUGUGGGCGAGGACGGAGUUGAGGAUUAUUGACAUGGAUGCGUUGGAGAAGAUGAACAAGGGUGCUGCACAGGGGAAAGUAAAUUGAGUAUGGGUAGGCUGCGAGUUCUGGAGUUGAAUCAUGGGACGGUCACGACUUAAGAUACCCAUCAGGAAUGCAUAAUCAGUCUUCUAGCUAU